Hansenula ciferrii is the source of this 1275-nucleotide messenger RNA. RefSeq lists its product as uncharacterized. Gene Ontology annotation, molecular function: LPPG:FO 2-phospho-L-lactate transferase activity. NCBI's taxonomy places the organism in Eukaryota, Fungi, Ascomycota, Saccharomycetes, Phaffomycetales, Wickerhamomycetaceae. The record is from RefSeq and is a predicted model, not a curated record. The coding region runs from base 1 to 1275 and encodes 424 amino acids. The transcript has a single exon.
AUGGGUGAACAACUGGUGGUUAUUUCUGGUGGUACAGCUUCAAACUCAUUAGUUAAUCUGUUUCAAUCAUUAUCCCCUAAAACUACAUACAUCCUACCAGUUUCUGAUAAUGGUGGUUCAACUUCUGAAAUCCUGAGAGUACUUGGUGGUCCUGCAAUUGGUGAUUUAAGAUCAAGAAUAACUAGAUUGAUACCUGAUGGAGGUGGGUUCAAAGAAUUGUUAAGUUAUAGAUUAUCUGAAGAUAGUGAAGAGGCUAAACAUGAAUGGACACAGAUUGUGGAAGGUCAACAUGAGAUUUGGAAUAAUUUAGAAAUUCAAUGUAAAGAAAUGGUUAGAUCAUUUUUGAUUCAUGUUCAUAUGGAAUUAUUGAAAAAAUCAAGAAAUCCAUCAACAAAUUUCAAAUAUGAAAUGGCAAGUAUUGGGAACUUACUUUUAACUGGUAUUAGAUUAUUUGUUGGAUCUUUAGAUAGUGCAAUUGAAUUAGUUUUAAGAAUGACAAGAGUCUCUCCUAAUAUCAAAAUAUUACCUUGUUUAAAUACAAAUUAUACAUAUCAUAUAAGUGCACAAUUGAACAAUGGAGAAGUAAUAACUGGUCAAUCUCAAAUUUCACAUCCAAAUGAACCUAUAUCCACAAUAAUGAGCUCAUCAACUUCAGUUCAUAAAAUUUAUGAUCCUGUGGCAUUACAUGAAAAUCAUGAAGAUGUUCCAUAUCAACACCCAGAUUUGGCUAAAUCACAAUUACAUUUCUCUAAAGAGGUUAAUCAACCUUUAAAUUCACCAAUUGAUAAGAUUUUCUAUAUAAAUCCUUAUGGUGAAGAAAUUCAUCCACAAGCAAAUUCAAGAGCUAUUCAAGAUAUAAAUGAUUCAAAGGCAAUAAUUUAUUCCAUAGGUUCAUUAAUGACUAGUACAAUACCUGUGCUUAUAUUAAAGGGGAUUGGGAUGUCAAUUUUUAAAUCAAAAUCUCCAAAGAUCUUAUUAUUAAAUGGGAAUCAUGAUCGUGAAACUUCUGGACUUGAUGCUUUUGAUUUCAUUUUAACAAUAUGUAAAGCCGUGAAUUAUAGUAUUAGUGAUGAAGCAGUUAAAUUAAACUACACAGAUAUAAUCACACAUUUGAUGUUUAUGGAAAACCCAGAGAUCAAGGUUAGACAAGAUGAUAUUGAAGCAGUAGGUAUUAAAUGUAUUAAAGUAUCAAAAGACCCAAUGCUUGGAGAUGAUCUUAAAAUUUAUGAUUCUAAUGAUUUACAACAAAAAUUAUUAUCAAUAGUUAAUCAAUAA